Molecule: messenger RNA, 5049 nt
Organism: Closterium sp. Naga37s-1
Lineage: Eukaryota; Viridiplantae; Streptophyta; Zygnematophyceae; Desmidiales; Closteriaceae
Source: the annotation of a GenBank genome assembly
AUGCGAGCGGAUCCCGCGCACCACUUGGUGCUCGGCAGAGCGUUUACUGCGUUACGGCAGGGAAGCUACUCGGAAGCUGCUCUUGAAUUCAGCAAGUUGGACAAAGUGGAUCAUCCCGAGGUGCAACAGCACGUGCUGUUGGGCCGAGGCAUCGCGAACACAUUCCUGGGCCAUAAGGAUAAGGCACUCAAGGACCUCACCAAGGGCACAGAGCGCUACCCACAUGUGGCGGACUUCUGGCGGCGCCGGGCGCACCUGCUGGCGUCCAUGGGGAGGCAGGCAGACGCCCUUAGCGACUACUCUCGUGCUCUAGAACUCGAGCCUAACCACCCUGAGACGAUACAGGAAAGAGGAGUGCUGGCCUUCCAGGCGGGUGACUUCUGGACGGCCAUCAGCGACCUCACUGCCGCACUCAAGCGCCAACCCAAGGACCCCAUGCUCAUCCGUGCCGUGGCUUUAAGUUAUGGAGGAGCGGGUCAGUGGAGGGAGGCGGUUGAGGUGAUGGAGGAGGCAGUGAGGCGGCACCCAGGGGUGGCGCUGCUGUGGAGUGACAAGGGCCGCGCACACAAGGAGCUGGGGCAGGCGGACCUUGCAGUGGCUGCACUGCACAAGGCACUCGCGCUGGAAGAAUCACCAGAGGCAUAUCUACGGCUGGGCCUUCAGUUGCAGAGCAUUGGGGACCACAGAGACGCCAUCAAGUACGCCCACAAGGGGCUGAAGCUCAGGCCGAUGGACAUUGAGCUCAACUACCUAGAAGCUUCGUCGCUGCAUGCAGUCGGGAACUACAACGCUGCUAUAAAGCAGUACAGUGUGAUUCUAACGCUGCCUGCUCAGGCAGCCAGCGAGUAUGCUCAGGUCCAGCAGUCCUUGGCCUUCUAUCAGAGGGACAUUGCCACGUACACGUGGUCCAAGCUCACCCGCCCCUUCAUUGACUUCCAGAUCGACCAAGAUCUUGACACCAACUUCAAGGAAGCCUGGAUCCGCCGACUACCACCCACAGUGCUGCCCCGCUCAUACCACCCCCUAGACCUCCCCCCAGGCGCCAGGAGCAAAGGCAAAUCGCCUGGCCUGCCUGAGCUGUCAGAGGGGGCACUUGAGAUUAUCGCCAAGGCGGAUGAGAUUGGGAGCAGGACGCAAUACUUUCUGGACGGCUUCAUGCCCAACAAGCGCCAGUUCCGCAUGGCAGGGCUGGCGGCUUUGGACGUGAUGCAGCAGGUUCGGACUGCAUGGGAGGAGAUGGCACAGGAGGGCGAAGACGGCGGGACAGUGGAGGGAGGAGUAGUAGAAAAUCGGGGAGAGGAGGCUCAAGUGGCUGAGGACGAUUCUGAGUCGACUCAAAAGCAGAAGGACGAUAGGUCCCCAACCAGUCGUCAAGGAACAAACCCAGAAUCCAUACAAGCCAGGCGAAGAACCAGCAAGAGGGGAAAGCUGAAAAGAAGGGCUUUCACAGACUCUUUCUACAAGCUGACGAGAGGAGACGGCAGGAAGGGAGAGAAGGGCGCAAAGGGAGGGUUGAAGGGGCGUGCAGGGGGGAAAGGGGGAGGGCGGCUGAUGGAAGGAUGGAGGGACGUGUUCAAUGUGAUUGUGCCGUGGAGGCAGAUAGGCGAGCCCACGGACCUUGUGGCUUGGAUCGACCUGCUGGAGAAUGAGAUCGAGAGGGGGUAUGGAGGCCUGACUGCCCUUCAGGUCGGUCAGAUGCAGAACGUCAAGUACUACCCACUCAAGGACAGAACGUUGGAGGUGGUGAAGCAGCGACUGCUGGACGCAGAGGAAGCUGUCAACGCGACGGGCAUGACCAUGAGCUCCAAGAGCGUGCAUGGCCUCAUGGGUGCGGCUCUCGGAGGCAAGUUCAGCAUUCCAAGGGCCGUCUACGGUGAAAAGAUCAAGCAGGCAGAGAGUGUGAAGGAGCUCCAUACAGCUGUGGGCUGUGACUUCUUCAUCAACUCGCAGUGCCUCAGCGAAGCCAUUCCAGGCAAAGCUAUUCUCGGGACCGAGUUCUCCAUUGUUGCAUCUGCUCGGUCGUUUGACUUUGCCAUUCGCACGUCAGUGGACUGGCCGCGGUGGAAGCACCUUGACUUGGAGCUCACAGCAGCAUGGGAGGCGCUGUGUGCGGCAGUGCUGGAUGCACACACAGAAGCAGCGGACCCGCAUCGCUACCGCCAAAGGAUUCAAGACGCCAUCCUCCGCCUGGGGUACUUCUGGUAUCAAUUCAUGCCUCUCACCAGAGGGUCAGCCAUGGUGGGGCUGAUCUCCGUUCUGGGUCUGUCCCUGGCUGCUGACAUGGAAACCACUGCUUUCAUCCCUAAGGGAGUGCAGGUUGAUUGGGAAGCUCUGCUUUCUCCAUCAUUUGCCAAGUUUAAUGAUUCAGUGGCGCCGUGGCUAUAUGAGGGAACCAAGCUGUUCAAACUCCUUUCUCCGCCGUCCCCCUCUGCUCCCCCUCCCCCCGCGUGUGGUUCCCCCUCCUCUGGCCGAGGGGAGAAGCUGCUGCUGGGGGGAGCGGACCUGUGCGCCCUGAUGCGCGCGGAUGGGGGGAAGAGUGGCUUGGCUGGAGGUGGAAGAAAGGGAGCUGCGGAGGAGAGCAAGGGGGAGCUCAGAGGAGCGGUGGGGAGUUCAGGAGCAACCGUUGAGAAGAAGGGGAAGAGAGGAGAUGCGUCGGAAAGAGGGGGACAUGGGGGGGAGCAGAAGAAGGGACGUGGGGGCAGUGGGGACCCAAAACGGCAUGAAACUACCAGGAGGCGCAAGGGAGAGGAGGAGGAGGGUGAGGAUGAGGAGGAGAGAGACAGGGGAUUGAAAGGAAGGGAAGGAGUGAAGAAAGGGAGGAGGGAGCAGGCGAAGCCGACAGUCAAGGGAAGUGAAAGCAGGGAUGAGAAGGGGAGUGGUGGUGGUAGUGGUGGGGUUGGGGAAAAGGGGAAAAGGGGUGAAGGGGAAGGAAGGGGGGCGACUCCCAAUUCGUCAUACGUCCCUCCUCUCCCCAAUCGUGGCUUGAUCUUAUUCCCUCAGAUGCAAGCCAAGAAGUUCCAGGAAGCGAUCAACCUCUUCAACCAGGUGCGCCCGCCCACCCCACUCACUCAACCCCCUCACGACUUACUUCCUUCCUCCGUUAUCCCUAUUCACCACACAACUCGUAAUCUCCUUACCACUCCUAAGUUCAUCGAAGCUACCAAUCUCUUCAACCAGCCCCAUUACACCGCUCUCAACCCCUCGCCUAUUCCUCCCUUACGCCUCGCAUCCCCCUCCCAUUACCACAUCCCUUUCCACCCUGCUCUGUCUCCCCUCCCACCCUGUUCUCUCCCCGCAACAGGUGGAAGCGGAAGGCGGCGAGCUGUCGGAUCAGCUGUACAUCGGCAGGGGCCUCUGCCACCUGAUGCUCAAGCAGAAGGGGAUGGUCGUCUCACAGGCUUCCCUCCUCCCUCCCCCCGUCUCUCCCCACAGGUGGAAGCGGAGGGCGGGGAGCUGUCGGAUCAGCUGUUCAUCGGCAGGGGCCUCUGCCACCUGUUUCUCAAGCGCCUGGACGACGCUGAAGAUGACUUUACUGAGGGCAUUCAGCACUUCCCCAGGAGUGCGGAGCUGUACCGGCGGAGGGCCAUGCUGUAUAUUGAGAGGAACGAGCGUGAGACGGUGCGUGUCCACGUGGACGUGGAAGGGGCAGUGGAGGAUCUGAGUCGGUCGCUGGAAAUAGAGCCUGACAACCAGGACGCCCUGCAGCACCGAGGCAUCAUCGCCUUCCACAUACACCUGUACAGCAUGGCCAUUGCAUGCAACCCCAUGCAACUGAGCCCGUGUGACCCACUGUCAACCCCGUUCCCCCUCUACCCGUGCCCCACCCCUUGCCCCCAUGCAGGCAUCAUCGCCUUCCACAUACACCUGUACGGCAUGGCCAUCGCUGAUCUCUCCAGGGCGCUUGACAUGCGCCCCAUGGAUGCCUACCUCAUCCGUGCCAAGGCCAUAGACUUGGGUGGGGGCAGGCCGCCGGCGCAACGCGAGCGCCAUGUUCAGCGAGGCAGUGAGGCGCCAUGCUUGACCUUACAGUCAACCCUUCCCUUCCUCCCCCCACCUUCCUCUCCACUCUCCUUCCCACCCCCCUUCCCACCCUCCUCCCCUCACUCCUCCUCCCCCCAGGGCAUAGCCCUGACCAGGGCAGGCCACUGCCGCAACGCCAGCAGCAUGUUCAGCGAGGCGGGCAUAGCCCUGGCCGGGGCUGGGCAGUGGCGCAAUGUGAGCACCAUAUUCAGCGAGGUGGUGAGGCAACUCGUGAUGCCAGGCCUUCUAGUUCAACCCUUCCCCUCCCCCCUCACUUCCCUCUCGACUCUUCCCCCCCUCCCUUCUCCCCCUCCCUUCCCCCCACCACAGGGCAUAGCCCUGGCCGGGGCAGGGCAGUGGCGCAAUGCAAGCGCCGUGUUUGCGGAGGCGGUGAAACGCCACCCAAUGUCAGCGCACCUGUGGACGGAGAAGGGGCGCGUGCACAAGGAGCUGGGGGAGGUUGAUUUGGCUCUGGCCGCGCUGCAUAAAGCCCUGGCUCUGGAAGACACGCUGGAGGCGUACAUCCGCCUCACGUCCCUCAUGCAGCUGGUGGGCCGCCACAAUACUCUAACAUCCUCGGCCUCUGUCCCUCCCUACUGGUUUGCUGUGUCAAUCACUCACUCACUCUCCACCCCCCCUUCUCUGUCCCCCUCCUCAUCUACCCAUGCGCAGCUGCAUCAGUACUCUAACAUCCUCGGCCUCUCUCCCACAGACAGCAACACCGGCACUCUCCAGGGCAUGGCGUUCUACCAGAGGGAGAUAGCAGCCUACACGCUAUCCAAGCUGGAUCUACCAUUUUCUCAGUUCCGCCUUGACUAUGAGCUCCACAACGAGCUCAAGGAAGCAUGGGUACGAAAGCAGUCGCCCCUCUCCAUCCUCCCCGCCUACCGCCCCCUCCCCAUCCGCCUCGUACGCAACCCCCCCCGCAUUCGCUUCUCCCCCCAAGUGCGCGCUCUCAUCGCCAAGGCGGACGAAAUCGGGCGGCGCACGCAGUACUUUGUGGACGGCUUCAUGCCGCACAAAAGAUAA